CAGUGAGAUAAAGACGUGGACGUGUGUGUCUUAAGUACCUCCUUCCUCUGGUGAAUCCAGGCAGUGCCACUGUGGAGCGCGAGGGUCUGACGGCGACGCUGGUGAAGGACAUGAGGAACUACUUCCAGAUCAGCCCCGAGUACUUCUCCAUGCUGCUGGUGGGGAAGGACGGCAACGUGAAGUCGUGGUAUCCGUCGCCCAUGUGGUCCAUGGCCAUCAUCUACGACCUGGUGGACUCCAUGCAGCUGCGCCGGCAGGAGAUGGCCAUACAGCAGUCGCUGGGCAUGCGCUGCCCCGAGGACGAGUACGGCGGCUACGGUUACCACCAGCACGGAUACGAACACGGCUACCAGGACGGCUAUCACCAGGGCUACGGCUACUAACUGCUGUGUGUGUGUGUGUGUGGGGGGGCUAAACUGAGAGCACACACACGUCAAACCUGUACGUCUCGUGUCCUUUAACGUUUGCUAGCACUUAGUGGAAGCUUCCACAGCGAGUUUAUGCGGCACAAAAUAUGCUGUCGUUCUAAUCACUUUAAAGGGGCAGUUUGGGAUUUUUUGAGGUAAAACUCUGAUUUUAGCCACUUAAAGGUUCACUCUGUCACAUUCACCAGGGUUUAUGGGCAGAAAAUAGAUACAUAUAUAAAGAAAUAAAUAUAGAGUCCUUAAGUGUACAACAGCUUUAAAAUAAAAGUUGUUUGGUUUUCACAGCCUUAAAAUAAGCCUUUUAUACGAGGAAUAUCACAGACUACAGCUUUAACAUGAGGCUCGCCUGAUUAAAAUGUGUGCACUACUUUAAGAGCAUGUUGAUGCUUUUACUGAGCUGUUUCAACAGGAAACUGACGUUUGGGACACUUUAUUAAAUUGCUCACUGUCCCACACCAAACCCCAUAGAGAAAAUCAGCGUUUUUAGCCAGUAAGGACACAGGUGUUGUUGAUCCACUGCUGCCUGAGGCUUGAAGGUGAUAUUUAGUAAAAUUCUGUGGUUGAAAUCCUUUGUUCAGAUUGACCCGAGUGACACAAAGUGACCACACGAGGCAGCAGCAGACCAGCAGCUCCUGUGUCCCCGCCAGCUAAAAUCACUGGUUUUCUCUAUGGGGUUUGGUGCAGAGGAUUACAAAGCAACACAAACCUCAGUUUCCCGUCAGAAAAUGUUGUGUAACAGUGAGAUAAAGACGUGAACAUGUUCUGAAGAUGUCGUACACUUAAAGUAACCCACUCCAUAAAUCCUGAACUGUCCCUUUAAGUGGCUUUAAUCAUGGUUGAUGAGUUAUGACGUGGACAAGCCUGGAGGUUCAGGGAUCUGAUGUUUACUUCCUGUUUGUGUGUUUUAAACAGAGUUUUGCACGUUGUUGUUGUUAUUGUUGUGUUUUAAAUGUUUUAUUUCUGUAAAUCUUCAGGUCAAACUCACAUCAUCCUCCUCCAUGUUCAGGCACAGACUUUUAUUUUGUAGAUAUCAGGCUGAUGCAGUGCAGUUAUCAACCUUUUUUAUUUUAUUUUGAAGGAAAUAAAGAAAGCGGUCACAUUAUUUUGUAAAGUUUCCGUUUCUAUAACACGUUUUUAUUUAUACUCUUAUUUUUUUUUGUCCCAGUAUGAAAAUAAACGUGGUCUCUGAAUUGUUAGCAGUGAAGCUACAGCUCCACCUAGUGGUCAAAUAAGGGUACAUACUCCCAGUUCAUGCUGUUCAUGCUCUAUACUGAACAUUACGGGAUGUAAUUUGCGUAUUUCUUUACAUAAACACAAAUAUUUUGCUGUAAAGUAACUUUGUCAUGUGUGGAUGAAUAAAGUCAAAUUAAAGCAAACUAAAGAAAUAACUCUUA
This is a messenger RNA of Solea senegalensis (Senegalese sole), 1819 nucleotides long. Its product is annotated as coiled-coil domain-containing protein 80-like. The transcript has a single exon. The record is from RefSeq and is a predicted model, not a curated record. The coding region runs from base 111 to 383 and encodes 90 amino acids. Lineage: Eukaryota; Metazoa; Chordata; Actinopteri; Pleuronectiformes; Soleidae.